AUGUCGGAGGACCAUGACAAGUGUAUUGGCGAGCAGCCCUGCAGCCCCAGCGGCUCCCACAGCUCUCUGUCCCAGGACGAGUCUGACUCCGAGGGGCCGUGCUCUCCCGCGGGCUCCGACAGCCAGGGCUCUCUGCUCGGGGGGAUGGGGAAGAAGCUGGACGGGGAGGACGAUGAGCGCUUCCCUGCCUGCAUCCGGGACGCAGUGUCUCAGGUGCUCAAAGGAUACGACUGGUCCCUGGUGCCAAUGCCUGUGCGCGGCAGCGGCUCCAUGAAGAACAAGCCGCACGUCAAGAGACCCAUGAACGCCUUCAUGGUGUGGGCGCAGGCGGCGCGCAGGAAACUGGCGGACCAGUACCCGCAUCUCCACAACGCAGAGCUCAGCAAGACCCUGGGCAAACUCUGGCGUUUACUGUCAGAAAGUGAAAAGAGGCCAUUUGUUGAUGAGGCGGAGAGACUGCGAGUUCAGCAUAAGAAAGACCAUCCAGAUUACAAGUACCAGCCUCGCAGAAGGAAAAAUCUGAAGCCUGGUCAGAGCGACUCAGACCCUGGGGCAGAUCUGCAUCACAUGUACAAGGCAGAGCCUGGCAUGGGACUGGGCGGCCUCACAGACGGACAUCCUCAUGGGGAACACACAGGACCCCAUGGACCACCCACACCCCCCACUACACCCAAAACAGACCUACACCAUGGAGUCAAGUCGGAUCUGAAGCAUGAAGCCCGUCGCCUGGUGGAUCGGCAGAACAUAGACUUCAGUAACGUGGACAUCUCUGAGCUCAGCACUGAUGUCAUCAGUAACAUAGAGACUUUUGACGUGCAUGAGUUUGACCAGUACCUGCCCCUGAACGGCCACGCUGUGUCAUCCGCGCUCCCCCCUGAUCACAGUCAGGCUGCAGCCGGAGCUCUGUAUACUUCCUCUUAUUGUAAUGCCUCACAGUGGAGCAGGAAGAGCACCUUGCACCCUGCUCCAACAGGUGACGCAGGACAGCACCGGCUCCACAUCAAAACCGAGCAGCUUAGUCCCAGUCACUACAGCGAGCACUCUCCCUCACACUCAGAGUUCUCCUACAGCGCUCAGGCCUCCUCCAGUGUCUCUGCGCCUGCCGCCUCUUUCUCCAGUUCACAGUGUGACUAUACUGACCUGCAAAGCUCUAACUACUAUAGCCCCUACUCUGGAUACCCUUCCACUUUGUACCAGUACCCGUACUUCCACUCCUCCAGGAGGCCUUACAGCAGCCCCAUCCUCAACGGUCUGUCAAUGGCCCCUAGCCACAGCCCCACAGCCUCCAGCUGGGACCAACCCGUCUACACUACUCUGUCACGGCCUUAA
Knipowitschia caucasica is the source of this 1329-nucleotide messenger RNA. The record is from the annotation of a GenBank genome assembly. Lineage: Eukaryota; Metazoa; Chordata; Actinopteri; Gobiiformes; Gobiidae.